AUGGUCAAGCUCACCGAGGUCGAAGACGAGCACUUCACCACCGAAAAGCCCAUCCCAACCAAGGAAGCACUCCUCGUGUCUGAUAACGAAGAAGACGAUGACUUCACCGAUACCGAAUCCGAAAUCUCCGAAACAGACUCAGCCUACGACCCCAUCAACGAAACCCUGUACGACCGCAUCAUCGCCCUCAAGGACAUCAUCCCUCCUCAAUCCCGCCGCCGCAUCACCGCCACUAUUAACGGGUUGACCGACGCCACAAAAUCUACUUUCUCAUUCAGCGGAAAAGCGCUCUGGGUGAUUUCGACGUCCGCCUUCCUUUUGGGUGUCCCCUGGGCGCUGGCUUUUGCGGAGGAGGAGCAGUACGUUCAGAUGGAGAGGGAGCAGGGAAUGAUGAGGGGUGCUAAUGAGAUGCUUACUCCCGGUGCAAAUGCUGCUGGCGCCGCGCUCAGCGCUGCUGGUACCGAACAGCCAAAGGCUGCUCUAUAA
Molecule: messenger RNA, 486 nt
Organism: Talaromyces marneffei
Lineage: Eukaryota; Fungi; Ascomycota; Eurotiomycetes; Eurotiales; Trichocomaceae
Exons: 3
Coding region: 1-486 (161 amino acids)
Biological process (GO): intracellular protein transport
Cellular component (GO): mitochondrial outer membrane
Source: RefSeq, a predicted model, not a curated record